This is a messenger RNA of Anisakis simplex (herring worm), 315 nucleotides long. Lineage: Eukaryota; Metazoa; Nematoda; Chromadorea; Rhabditida; Anisakidae. The record is from the annotation of a GenBank genome assembly.
AUGUGUGCUAAAUGCACAUUGAUAGCUGAGAGACAGCGCGUUAUGGCAGCUCAGGUCGCGCUAAGACGGCAGCAGAGUCAAGAUGAAAAGGAGGCGAAGGAUCUGGAAAUGCUACUGAGUGUUGGAAAUGCAAAUCAACUGCUGAACCUGAUUCGAUAUGGGGAAUCGACAACGUCGAGUGUGAGUUUAUGUGAUGGUGAUAGCAACUCGAAAGUGGAUAGUGUGCAGGGGAGACACGCAACGGCGAUUGACUAUGCUCAGGCCGAUGGUGGCAUCACCAGAGGUUUGUUAGACACUGUAAUUAUUCAUUGCUAA